CGCCCGCCCGCCCGCCCACCUACCUUCCCGCCGCUCCAGAGGGGGCUCGCAGAGCUGAGGACGCGCGCGGCGCUGCUCAAGGUCUCUCUCUCCGCACCCUCGCCGGCCGGUGUCUGACCCGGGUGCCAGGGGGCUCCGGGCACCUUUCAGUGUCCCUUCAGUCGGCCAGCCGGGACUCUGCAACCCAGACGCUGCCGCUGCGGCCACCGCCCGAGGGGACCUGCGGACAGGACGCCGGCAGGAGGAGGGGUGCGCGGCGCUCGCGCAGAGCGACUCUCCGCUGCGCAGCGAGACCCGGGCCUCCCCGCCCCAGGAGACCCCGGCUGCCUCGCCAGGUGUAUGGGACUGAAGUUCUUGAAGAAGGGAGUCCAACUCUUCAAGGUGAACUAUGACCACGUUACUCUUGCUGUUUGUGACUCUGAGGGUCAUCGCAGCCGCGGUAUCUGUAGAAGUUUCAGACCCUGACAACUCACUGAGUGUCAGCAUCCCCGAACCAUCCCCGCUGCGGGUCCUCCUGGGGACCUCCCUCACCGUCCCUUGCUAUUUCAUCCACCCCGUGCACCCGGUGACCACCGCGCCCUCCACCGCUCCCCUCGCCCCGAGGAUCAAGUGGAGCCGCAUUUCCAAGGAGGAGGAGGUGGUGCUGCUGGUGGCCACUGAAGGGCAGGUGCGGGUCAGCAGUGCCUACCAAGACAGGGCCUCGCUGCCCAACUACCCCGCCAUCCCUACCGACGCCACCCUGGAGCUCCGGAACCUGCGCUCCAAUGACUCCGGGAUCUAUCGCUGCGAGGUGAUGCACGGCAUCGAGGACAGCGAGGCCACCCUGGAGGUCGUGGUGAAAGGCAUUGUGUUCCAUUACAGAGCCAUCUCCACACGCUACACCCUGGACUUCGACAGGGCGCAGCGGGCCUGCCUGCAGAACAGUGCCAUCAUCGCCACGCCUGAACAGCUGCAGGCUGCCUAUGAGGACGGCUUCCACCAGUGCGACGCCGGCUGGCUGGCUGACCAGACCGUCAGGUACCCCAUCCACACUCCUCGGGAAGGCUGCUAUGGGGACAAGGAUGAGUUUCCCGGCGUGAGAACCUAUGGCAUCCGCGACACCAAUGAGACCUACGAUGUGUACUGCUUCGCCGAGGAGAUGGAGGGUGAGGUCUUCUAUGCAACGUCUCCGGAGAAGUUCACUUUCCACGAGGCAGCCAACGAGUGCCGGCGCCUGGGCGCCCGGCUGGCCACCACGGGCCAGCUCUACCUGGCCUGGCAGGGCGGCAUGGACAUGUGCAGCGCUGGCUGGCUGGCCGACCGCAGCGUGCGCUACCCCAUCUCCAAGGCCCGGCCCAACUGCGGGGGCAACCUCCUGGGCGUGAGGACCGUCUACCUGCACGCCAACCAGACCGGCUACCCCGACCCCUCGUCCCGCUACGACGCCAUCUGCUACACAGGUGAAGAUUUUGUGGACAUCCCAGAAGACUUCUUCGCGGUGAGUGGUGAGGAGGACAUCACCAUCCAGACGGUGACCUGGCCAGAUGUGGAGCUGCCUCCGCCCCGAAACAUCACCGAGGGUGAAGCCCGAGGCAGUGUGAUCCUCACUGUGAAACCCUUCUUUGAGGUCUCCCCCACCGUCCUGGAGCCUGAGGAGCCCUUCACAUCUGCUAUGGGGGCCACCGCCUUCCCUGAGGCGGAGAACGAGACUGGAGAGGCCACCUGGCCCUGGCGCGUUCCCGAGGGGUCCACGCCAGGCCUGGGCCCCAUCACGGCCUUCACCAGUGAGGACCUCGUGGUACAGGUGACCACAGCCCCAGAGGUCCCUGGACAGCCCCGAUUGCCAGGGGGGGUCGUGUUCCACUACCGCCCGGCCUCCGAUCGCUACUCGCUGACAUUCGAGGAGGCGCAGCAGGCCUGCCUGCGCACAGGGGCGGUCAUCGCCUCGCCUGAGCAGCUCCAGGCCGCGUAUGAAGCAGGCUACGAGCAGUGCGACGCCGGCUGGCUGCGGGACCAGACCGUCAGAUACCCCAUUGUGAGCCCGCGGACCCCAUGCGUGGGCGACAUGAACAGCAGCCCCGGGGUCAGGACCUACGGCGUGCGCCCAUCGUCAGAAACCUACGAUGUCUACUGCUACGUGGACAAGCUCGAGGGGGAGGUGUUCUUCGCCACACGCCUGGAGCAGUUCACCUUCCAGGAAGCCCUGGAGUUCUGUGAAUCCCACAACGCCACCUUGGCCUCCACGGGCCAGCUCUAUGCCGCCUGGAGCCGCGGCCUGGACAAGUGCUACGCCGGCUGGCUGGCAGACGGAAGCCUCCGCUACCCCAUCGUCACCCCACGACCCGCCUGUGGCGGAGACAAGCCAGGCGUGAGGACCGUCUACCUCUACCCCAACCAGACAGGCCUCCCAGACCCACUGUCCCGGCACCAUGCCUUCUGCUUCCGAGGUGUCUCAGCAGCGCCCUCUCCAGGAGAAGAGGAGGGUGGCACACCCACAGCACCCUCUGGCGUGGAGGACUGGAUCACCACCCAAGUGGCGCCUGGCUUGGCUGCUGUCCCCUUGGGGGAGGAGACGACGGCAAUCCCAGCCUUCACCACUGAGCCAGAAAACCAGACGGAAUGGGAACCAGCCUACACUCCAGUGGGCACUUUCCCACUGCCAGGGAUUCCUCCUACGUGGCCUCCCACUAGUGCAGCAACAGAGGAGAGCACAGAAGGCCCCUGGGAAACAGAAGUGCCCUUGGCCUCGGAACAGCCAUCCCCCUCUGAGGAGCCGUUCCCCUGGGAGGAGCCAUCCACACCUUCACUCCCAGUGCCCAGCUGGACAGAGCUGCCCAGCUCUGGGGAGGCAUCAGGGGUGCCCGAAGUCAGUGGUGACUUCACAGGCAGUGGAGAAGCUUCAGGACACCUGGACUCCAGUGGGCACCCCUCAGAGGGAAGUGCAAGUGGACUGCCCUCUGAAGACCUUGACUCCAGUGGUCUUACCUCUGCAGUGGGCUCAGGCCUGCCUGUGGGCAGUGGACUGGCCUCAGGGGAUGAAGAUAGAAUUACGUGGCCCACCACUCCUACGGUUAGCCAGCUGCCCUCUGGAGGCGAGGGCCCAGAGGGCACUGCUUCUGGAGUAGGGGACCUCAGUGGGCUGCCUUCUGGAGAAGGUCCAGAAGCCUCUGUCUCUGGAGUAGGGGACAUCAGUGGACUUCCUUCUGGAGGAGAGAUUCAUCUAGAGACCUCUGCCUCUGGAGUGGAGGACCUCAGUGGACUUCCUUCUGGAAGGGAAGGACUAGAGACCUCUGUUUCUGGAGCUGAGGACCUCAGUGGGUUGCCUUCUGGAAAAGAGGACUUGAUUGGGUCAGCUUCUGGAGCCUUGGACUUUGGCGGAAUACCUUCUGGAACUCUAGGAAGUGGGCAAGCGCCAGAAGCAAGUGGCCUUCCCUCUGGAUUUAGUGGUGAGCAUUCUGGGGUGGACCUUGGAAGUGGCCCAUCUUUUGGGCUGCCUGACUUUAGUGGACUUCCAUCUGGGUUCCCAACUGUCUCCCUAGUGGAUACCACAUUGGUGGAAGUGGUAACAGCCACCACUGCAGGUCAACUGGAAGGGAGGGGAACCAUUGGCGUCAGUGGUGCUGGAGAAAUAUCUGGGCUGCCCUUCAGUGAGGUGGACAUUAGUGGGGGAGCUAGUGGACUCCCUUCAGGAGCUGAACUCAGUGGCCAGGCCUCUGGGUCUCCUGACAUCAGUGGGGAAACAUCUGGACUCUUUGGCGUCAGUGGACAGCCAUCAGGGUUUCCUGACAUCAGUGGGGGAACAUCUGGGCUUUUUGAGGUCAGUGGGCAGCCAUCAGGAUUUUCUGGGGAAACAUCUGGAGUGACUGAUUUUAGUGGACUGUCCUCUGGACAACCAGAUGUCAGUGGAGAAGCUUCUGGAGUUCUUUUUGGCAGUGGUCAACCAUUUGGCAUAACCGACCUGAGUGGAGAAAUAUCUGGGGUCCCUGAUCUCAGUGGGCAGCCAUCAGGGUUGCCAGGGUUCAGUGGGACAACAUCUGGAAUACCUGACCUGGUUUCCAGUGCCGUGAGUGGCAGUGGUGAAACUUCUGGCAUUACAUUUGUCGACACCAGUUUGGUCGAAGUGACCCCAACUACCUUUAAAGAAGAAGAAGGUUUAGGGUCCGUGGAACUCAGCGGCCUCCCUUCAGGGGAGGCAGAUCUCUCAGGCACAUCUGGGAUAGUGGAUGUCAGUGGACAAUCUUCUGGAGCAAUUGACUCCAGUGGGUUUACAUCCCAGCCUCCAGAAUUCAGUGGCCUGCCAAGUGGAGUAGCCGAGGUCAGCAGAGAAUCCUCUGGAGCUGAGAUUGGGAGCAGCCUGCCCUCGGGAGCAUAUGACGGCAGUGGACUUCCGUCUGGUUUCCCCACUGUCUCUCUUGUAGACAGAACUUUGGUGGAGUCUGUAACCCAGGCUCCAACAGCCCAAGAAGCAGGAGAAGGGCCUUCGGGCAUUUUGGAGCUCGGCGGUACCCAUUCUGGAGCACCAGACACGUCUGGGGACCAUUCGGGACUUUUGGACUUAAGUGGGCUGCAGUCCGAGCUGGUAGAGCCCAGUGGAGAGCCAUCAAGUACUCCGUAUUUUAGUGGGGACUUGUCUGGCACUGUUGAUGUAAGUGGGGAAUACUCUGCGGCCACAAGCACCAGUGGAGAAGCCUCAGGACUUCCAGAAGUUACUUUAAUUGCUUCUGAGUUCAUGGAGGGUGUUACUGAACCAACUGUUUCCCAGGAACUCGGCCAAAGACCCCCUGUGACAUACACCCCCCAGCUUUUCGAGUCCAGUGGAGAAGCCUCUGCGUCUGGGGAAGUUAGUGGAGCUACACUCAGGUUCCCCGGGUCUGGAGCAGAAGCAUCGUCAGUCCCAGAAUCCAGCAGCGAGACAUCUGCCUAUCCUGAGGCUGGGGUGGCAGUAUCCGCUGCCCCCAAGGCCAGCGGAGGAGCUUCCGCGUCCCCCGAUCUGAGUGAAGCCACUUCUGCCCCCCGGGAAGCUGAUCUGGAGGGAGUCUCCGGCCUGAGGGUGAGCGGUAGCACAUCUAGCUUUCAGGAAGGCACCAGGGAGGGUUCGGCCACCCUGGAAGUGAGUGGAGAGUCAACCACCACCUAUCACGUGGGCACAGAGGCAUCAGGCUGGCCUUCAGCCACUCCCGUGGCUUCUGGAGACAGGACUGAAAGCAGCGGACACCCGUCUGGUCACACCUCAGGCCUGGAUGUGGUCAUCAGCACCGGCAUCCCAGAGGCCAAGUGGACCCAGCAGACCCAGCGCCCUGCAGAGGCGCUUCUAGAAAUCGAGUCCUCAAGCCCCUUGUACUCAGGAGAAGGAACCCAAACAGCCGAAACAGUCAUCUCCCCAACAGAGGCUUCCAUCCCAACUUCUCCAGGAGGGCCAGAUGUGUCAGAGGCAACCAUUCCAGACCAGGAGCUGUGUGAGAAGGGCUGGACCAAGUUCCAGGGCCACUGCUACCGCUACUUCCCCGACCGAGAGACCUGGGUGGACGCCGAGAGCCGGUGUCGGGAGCAGCAGUCACGUCUGACCAGCAUCGUCACCCCUGAGGAGCAGGAGUUUGUCAACAACAAUGCUCAAGACUACCAGUGGAUCGGCCUGAAUGACAGGACCAUCGAAGGGGACUUCCGCUGGUCCGAUGGACACUCCUUGCAAUUUGAGAACUGGCGCCCCAACCAGCCUGACAACUUCUUUACGGCUGGCGAGGACUGCGUGGUGAUGAUCUGGCAUGAGAAGGGCGAGUGGAACGACGUUCCCUGCAAUUACCAACUGCCCUUCACGUGUAAAAAGGGCACAGUGGCCUGCGGAGACCCCCCCGUAGUGGAGCACGCCAGAACCUUCGGGCAAAAGAAGGCCCGGUACGAGAUCAAUUCCCUGGUGCGGUACCAGUGCACCGAGGGCUUCGUCCAGCGCCACGUGCCCACCAUCCGGUGCCAGCCCAGCGGGCAGUGGGAGGAGCCCCGGAUCACCUGCACAGACCCCGCCAGUUACAAGCGCAGACUACAGAAGCGGAGCUCCCGGCCCCCACGGAGGAGCCGCCCCAGCCCGGCCCACUGAGAGGGGCUGCCAGGACGCGCCCAGGAUGCUGAGCCCAGGAGCCUUGCCAGGCUGACAUCCCACACGGAUGGUGUCCUCUUCUUGUCGCUUUCUGUCCUAUAAGGAAUUCCAUUAAAGAAGGAAAAAAAUAAAUCCCACAUUAUGUAUGCACCCACCCGCCCACCCCCCAAAUCACCAACACUGCAUCUAAUUUUCCCCCCAAAUGCCAAAGCACAGCAAAUGUAUUGUAACCCGUGGACUGAGUUUAGAGACUUUUCUUCAAUCUCCCGAUGUGCCUUUCCAGGGACCAGUGCAGGGACAGGGGGAGAAGGGGAGGGGUUAAGUUAAAUAAAGAAGAUUAUUUUUUGUUUCCUGACUGUA
This is a messenger RNA of Ceratotherium simum simum (southern white rhinoceros), 6430 nucleotides long. The record is from RefSeq and is a predicted model, not a curated record. NCBI's taxonomy places the organism in Eukaryota, Metazoa, Chordata, Mammalia, Perissodactyla, Rhinocerotidae.